UCUGUCAGGAGCAGAGCUCCUUGGUUCCUCAGCAACCUGGUGCCACGGGGGGCUGACUGUUCCCUUUUGGCCCCAUGGUGGCUGCCCGUGGUCCUGCGAGGGACCAGGCCACCCCCGCACUGCCCCUCUUGCUCUUGCUGCUGACAGAGCUUCCCCUCUGCCUCUGCUUGCCCAUAGCAGGCCACAAGCAGCCACUGUCACCCAUCAACGCAACCCAGGCCCAGCGCCGCUCCAGGGAGACAACCACCACCAAGGCCCAGCUCACUUCCACGGAGACAACCACCACCCGGGCCCAGCUCACCUCCACGGAGACCACCACCUGGGCCCAGCUCACCUCCAGUAACACCCCCACUGAGGCCCAGCUCACCUCCGAGGAGACCACCACCCAGGCCCAGCUCACCUCCGAGGAGACCACCACCCAAGCCCUGCGCCGCUCUGAGGAGACCUGGAUUCUUUGGAAUGAAAAGACUUUCUCAGGACCCAGAGCUAACAGGAAGGACAUUCCACCUCAGUCCGCCCUCCGUAAGAGCAACGUUUUCAUGGGGCGAAGGAGGGGCCUGCACAGGGACUCCUGGAUUGAAGAACUGAUUCCGCACAGACCUGCUCUGGUGAAAGUGAUCCUCGUCGCCUGUGUGGUCUUCAGCAUCGCCCUGGCAGCCGGGCUCACCAUUGCCAUUGUGAUAUACCGACUGGCACAAGAUGAGGAGAGACAACAACUGGCCCUGCUUUAUAAGAACAUCAGGAUCCCGCUACUGGAGGACGAAGAGGAUUACUCGGAGGACGGCAGCCAGGACGAGUCCACCUACCUGCUGCCAGAGAACGAGAAGGAACUGGAAAAUUUCAUCCAUUCAGGUUCUUUUCUGCUCCACGGCUGCGGAGCACACCGGUACCACAAACACCCAGAGCAUCACCACCACGGACGGUCCGGUGCCUAGAAGCUUAAGACGCUCUCACGCCACCAGUAUCCACACCCCGGCCUCAUUUCUGUGGCUGCUCCAUCGGGACCCACACACCAAACACCAGCCGGUCCACACAGGAACCCCCAGGUCACAACCUCUUCCAUGGAAGAAAAAGGGACCAGAAUGUCGUCCUCAGCCUCUGCCAGUAAUGACACCCACCCUCACUAGAGCGGCAGGUACCCGCAGCCACAGCCGUGAGAGCCUCCACAAUGUUCCCUGAUCGGACCUCAGGCGACGAGCCACACGAGGAUACCGCUGGACCUACGGUGGAGAUGAAGCCACAUCCCCAACCAACACCAGGCCCCACGGGGAAGAGAAGCUUUUCCAUCAACAAAGCCGGCCCAUAAAGACUGGAAGAGGUGACUGCCCCACCAAGUACACAGACACCAACAGAGGCUAAAAGCAGUGUGAAAAAAGGAAAAAACAAGCAACACCACCAACAAAGGAACACAGUGAUCUUCCAGGACCCAACCACAAAGAAAGGAAGACCCGGGAGCUGUGGGAAAAGCAAUUCAAAAGAACUGCUUUGAGGAAGUUCGGUAAUCUACGACAGAACAGAGAGAGAACACGCACGAGUCAGGAAAAUAACUCAGAAACAAAACGAAUAGAUUCAAGACAGGUAUCAUAAAAAGGAAGGGUGAAUUCAGGGGGUUAAGAAUAUAACGUACAAAAAGAAAAACACAACAGUAGACUUAUUAAAGCAGGAGGGACAAAAGAGAAAACUCUGCAAUUGCAUGGCACCACAGCCGUCCUGCAACAGCCCAAGCCAUCUUGAGUAAGAGCAAAGCUGGCGGCAUCACACCUUCUGAUGUCACACUUCCACUAGGCCGCAAGAAUCAGAACAAUAUGGGACUGACACAAAAACACACAUGGAACCUACGGAACAAAGCAGAGACCAGAGACACAAUCGCAGACAACUGCGCGUGGCAAAGGACUGGAAACAAAGUGGCGGAAGGACAGUCUCCUCAGCGCAUGGCAAUGGCAAAAUAACCCCAGGUGCAAGAAUGACUGUGGAGCCACUCUACCGCCACCCACACGAGUGACCUUGCCAUGGAUGAAUGACACAGGUGUGAGACUUAAAAAAUGAAAUUUCUUGAAUAAAAAGCCCCAUCAAAAUGAUUGUGGGAGCGCAUUUUUGGAUAUAACACCAAAGCGAAAGCAAACCAGCAAGACUGCCCCAAAACAAAAGCUUCUGCACAGCAGAGCAACACAAUGCAAAGGCCGGCUUCAGUGCGGGACGAAGGCUUCGGGAACCGUGUCGUCGAUAGGGGGUAAUAGUCCAAAUAAAAAGGGAGCUCGUGACAUACUAAAACAGAACAAGCCAACUAAAAAUGCUUUCCUCAUCCCAGGAAAAUGGAGGCAUAAAGGAUAAUGAGGGAGCCAUACUCUCAGCUAUGAAGCAGUUUUAUAAAAAAGAGACUUUAAGUGUUGGUGAGCACAUGAGAAAAAAAAGAAACCGUGGUACAAGGUUGGUAGAAAUGUAAAUCGAGCCAUUAUGAAAAACUAUUCCUCAAAAAAUUCAAAAUACAAUGACCAUGGGAUCCGGCAACCCAUCUUUUGAUAGUCAAAAAAUUAAAUCUGAGUGUGGAGCAGAUAUCUGCAGCCCCCCAGUCACGAGCGUUCUCCACAAGAGGCAAGGUAAGGAAACACUCUAAGUGUCCGUCCACAGACGGACAGAGGAAAUGCGGCGUGUGCACUGACGGCCGCAACAUGCAGAAUGAAACGCUAUGAGCCUGACAAGAGAGGGCGUACCCGCCACUUGGGAGUACAUGGAUGAAUCUACAGGGCAUUAUUCAAAGUGAAAUAAAGACCGAGAAGACAUAUGCU
Talpa occidentalis (Iberian mole) is the source of this 2786-nucleotide messenger RNA. RefSeq names its product chromosome unknown C19orf18 homolog (gene CUNH19orf18). Lineage: Eukaryota; Metazoa; Chordata; Mammalia; Eulipotyphla; Talpidae. The transcript has 6 exons. The record is from RefSeq and is a predicted model, not a curated record. Bases 75 to 935 code for a protein of 286 amino acids.